AUGGCUGUUUCUCAAAAGCGCCCCGCGGCCGCAACACGGUCAGCACGGAAGGAAGUCGCAGGCGGUCCAUCGGCUGACGGAGGCCCAAAAGGGGAGCAGAGACGGGAGGUGAAUGUGAUCGAGAUAAGCGAUGAGGAGGAGACCAGCGAGGACGCCGCACCCAGCGAAGGUUACUGCUGCUAUGUGCUCCGGUCGGACAACUCUGCCCGUGCGAGGACCUACACCGGCAUCACGACGGACCUCAAGAGGCGCCUGCGGCAACACAAUGGUGAGCUGUGUGGUGGCGCAAGGGCUACGCGCUGUGGAGGCCCCUGGCGGGUGCUUUGCAUGGUCAAGGGCUUCCCAACAAAGGAGGAUGCCGCCCGCUUCGAAUGGCGAGCAAAGCGUCAGCGUGCAGCAAGCUCUCGGAAGCUGGUGCCCUUAAAGGGUGGCUUGCACCGGCGAUGCCAGAACCUUUGUGAUGUCCUCCGCGCCGAGCGUUGGACGAAGAGCAGUCGCCCCGCAAGAGAGCUUCCACUAGCGGUGACCUGGUUUGGAGGCGCACCGUGGCAGCGUGUGGCGCUGCCGUCCUACAUAUCGACCCAGUGCUUGGAGGGCGACUUCCAGCCGAGUUCGAGCAACAAACGCAGAAAGCGUAGGAUUUCGAAGGAUGUGCUUGUGCCUCUUAGACCGCUAUCCGACAGACUGCUCAAAAGAGCAGCGGGGUUUUCGACGGCUGCCUGGGCAACCCACGGCCGUGAAGUGAUGGCGGAAAAGCUUUUCCAGAAGCCAAAGGUCUACGACCCGACAAUGGCUGACAGAUCGAUGUUGCCGCCGACGAAUUCGAGAAUGCAGCAGAUGAUGGACUUGGGGUUUGAUGAUGCCAACAUGCAUCCGGAGAUGGAGGAGAAGUAUAGUCAGCUCGCGGAGCAGCUGGAAGCCGCCCAGUCGCAACUGCAGGAGGCGCAGGCCGAGAUGAAUCGAGCCAGAGGAGACGAGGCGAAGAUGGCCCUCAAGCUGCAAAGCUUUCAGCAGGUCAACCGAUCCCAGAACGCCCUCGUGCGAGGCGAGCUUCAGAAGACGCGGAGGAAGCUGGCUCACAUGCAGUCUGUGGCGCAGCGGCUCAAAGACCAAGCAGCCUGGCUCCAGGCAAAGUCUCCGAACCUUUCGCUUCCAGGGGAGCUCCAAGGUAUGCCCACGGAAGAGGAGGCAGCUGAGGAGCAUGCAGAGCUAGCUCAGCUCCAUGAGCGCUGGGAGAAGGACGUCGCACAGCUUGCCUUAGACCUCGAGGGGAGGCCGAGAAUUACUGGAAGUGCUGCGGAGGGCUCGCAAGAGGCACAGACACGCAUCGAGCAGCUGGAGCAGUUGGCAAAGAAGCAGGCGAAACAGCUCGAUCAGCAGGGGAAAGAGCUGGAGUACUUCAAGGGAGGUGCUCAGGCUUCUCCAUCCUCGUCCGAGACGUUGAGCACGAGCGGAAGCUUUGAGGAGGUUGCAUCGCUCCGGAAGGAUCUUGAGGCAGCCGAGGAAAAGACGAAGGAGCAGGUGAAGAAGCUCAAGCAGCUAGCAACUGCUCAGAACUCAUCAGACAAGUCCGUUCCGUGUGGAUUCAACAAGAAGCAUCCGAGACUGGCCGCGCUCAUGGAGCUACGUUUGAAUGGGCUGUCUGGCUUCAUCUGUUCCCUGCACUGCGAUGUGGACAGCACCAUUCUGGAUGUGAAGACUUGCAUCUGCUCGCUGACGGAGAUACCGUGCAUCGAGCAGCAACUGAUCUACGGCUCACGCGAGCUGAGGGAUGAAGAGGUUCUUGGCAAGCUGGGCGCUGCGCCGGGUUUGUCACUGGAGCUGGUGCUGCUGCGAGAAGACCCCGCACGUGCCAAGGCAUUGCAGUCGGUACGCAGCAACGGCCUAAGUCUGGAGACCCUUCCGGAACCGCUGUGCCAAGAUCGGGACAUCGUUCUGGCCGCCGUGAAAAAUACGGGCUUUGCAAUCCUCCAUGCGCCGCCGGAGCUGCGUGCAGACCGGGAGAUUGCCUUGACUUCGGUCAGGGACCGUGGCUUCGUGCUUCGGUAUCUAGACGACUCCCUCAAGGCUGACAGAGAAAUCGUGAUGGCAGCAGUGGCAAAUGAUGCCUUUGCCGUUCGCCAUGCCGCCGAGCCAUUGAAGGCAGACCGCGAGGUGGCUCUGAGCGCCGUGACAACCCACGGAUCAGCGGUGCAGUAUGUCAGUGCGACAUUAGCAGAGGACCGUGAAAUAGCCUUGGCUGCAGUGAAGAGCAGUGGUGCAGCUCUAAGAUACUUGGCACCGCCUUUUCGCAAAGACCGGGAAGUGGUGCUCGCUGCCGUUUGCAGUUAUGGCCAGGCAUUGAAGUUUGUCCUUGAUGAAGACCUGAAGCGUGAUCCGGAGAUUGCACUCACAGCAGUGAAAUCGGAUUUCGUGGCGUUUCAGCACGUGGCACCGGAGCUCGCUCAGACCAAUCCCCUCAUUGCACUUGCGGCGGUCAAGCAGAGUGCAAAAAUCUUCAAGAGCCUGCCGGAUUCGGUGAAAUCAGAUCGAGAGGUGGCGCUGGCAGCUGUGAGCAACGAUGGCUUUCUGCUGAACCGAAUCAACGAGCACCUGCAGAUUGAUCGUGACAUCGUGCUGGCGGCGGUGAGCAACAGUGCUGUGCUGGGCUAUGCAUGCCCAGAAAUGCGGGACGAUCGGGAAGUGGUAAUGGCUGCGGUGCGUCAGGAGGGGACCAUGCUGCAGUAUGCUUCAGGCAGCCUGAAGUCCGACGCAGAAGUUGUCCUUGCGGCAGUGAAGCAGAAUGGCUUCGCCGUCGUCUACGCAGAUAGACAGCUUCGCAGUCGGCGCGAUGUCUUCCUUGAAGCCGUACGCAGCAGCGGAUCUGUGCUGCAGUGGGCAGCCCCCGAAUUCCGGGAGGAUUUGCAGAUUGCUUGUGCUGCCGUAGCCAGCAACCCUUCUGCCGUAAUGUUUGUUGCAGAGGACUUGAAGCAAAAGCGUAGGUUCUGGCUGGCCGCCUUACGUCGCAAUCCUGCCGUGGCGGAGUUCCUUCCCAAACGAUUUCGUCGUGACCAAGGCCUUCGCUUGCUGCUCAGAUCAACACGCUCUGCGCGCCUGAGAUGUAGCCGAAGGAGGGUCCACGUAAAGCGGACGCGGCGCAAAACGGGAUUACUGCCAGAGUGCUUGUGGACUUGUCGUCCGCGGCCUGGUGAGCUGAAGGCCUACAAAAAACUCGAUUCGGAGAAGGGCGACUUGGAGGCGAAGCUCCGAACAGCAGGUGGGAGGGCGCUGCCUCCACAGGUUGUGGCCAAAGUCCAAUCCGCCAUCGCAGCAGGCAAGAAGCAAGUGUCUGAGAUGAGAGCGACGGUGGCUGUGGAAAUUCAACAGCAGCUACCGCAGGUGUUGGAAGAGGUCAUGCGAAGCAAGGCAGCAGAGCUGCAAAAGUUGCUGGAUAAAGGAUCGCAGGAGUGGAAAGAGAAGUAUGCUAUCGAGUGCGACAGAAGACGCAAGUUGCACAACCUGGUCCAGGAAUUGAAAGGCCUGUUCAAGCUCGACCACACAGUAGGCUUCGCGGCUGCGAAGCAGAUCCAGAUCAGCAAUGCAGACAUGGGCACCAAGAAGUCUCAGUCUGAGAUGAGUACAGCUGAUAUCUUGUGUCUGAGAGCCUGCUGUGUUAUUCCCGAAAGGCUCGAAAGCACCGCGAAGGGUUCUUUGGAAAGAGCACUUGCCCGACACCGCCAAUCCGUUUUACGCAGCGAGAUGAGCCUUUUAUCGUGCGUGUCGAAGCGCCGAUGUGGUGCCGUCGCCGAUGAUCCCUCUGCGGGGAUCGUGCGUGUCGAAGAGAGCUUCCAGUUCAACGAGAUCUAUCGACAAAACUCGAGUCAGGAAGAUCUCUUCACUGGAAUCCGGGAUUUAGUUGUCUCGAUGCUGGAUGGUUACAACGUCUGCAUGUUUGCCUACGGUCAGACGGGCUCUGGCAAAACGCACUCCAUGCAGGGGACAAGGGACAAUCCUGGCGUCUACACGCGAACCUUCAACGAGCUCUUCAAGGUGGCCAAAGAAAGGACUGGCUGGAAGAUUGAGCUGAAGGGUGCCUGUGUGGAGAUCUACAACGAGGAGAUUCGAGACCUUCUCGGGCCCGGUGACAAGAAGCAGAAGCUUCAGGUCCGGCAGGGCAAGGAAGGGAACUACGUGCCCGGAUUGACGAUGCAGCCGGUGAACAACGCCGAGGAAGUUGAGAUGCUGCUUAGCACGGCUCAAACGAAUCGAACGGUUGCUGCCACGGACAUGAAUCUGCACUCGUCUCGUUCGCACCUUGCUGUCCAAAUCUUAGGGACGAUGACAAAUCCUGACGGCAAGCAGUUCUUGUCGGCCAUUACUCUGGUGGAUCUGGCAGGCUCCGAGCGUCUGGCCAAGUCUGGCGUUGCGGGAGACCGUGCCAAGGAGGCCAUUGCCAUCAACAAGUCGCUCAGUGCACUGGGAGAUGUCAUCGCUGCACGGGCGCAGAAGCAGGGCCACACGCCUUAUCGAAACUCGGUGCUUACACACUUCCUUCAGGACUCCUUGGGCGGGGACUCCAAGACAUUGAUGCUGCUUCAGCUGAAUCCUUGCGGCAGCCACGUCGAGGAGUCCAUGUGCUCCCUGAACUUUGGGGCGCGCGUCAAUGCCGUCGAGAUGAAGAAGUGA
This is a messenger RNA of Symbiodinium necroappetens, 4665 nucleotides long. NCBI's taxonomy places the organism in Eukaryota, Dinophyceae, Suessiales, Symbiodiniaceae. The record is from the annotation of a GenBank genome assembly.